AUGCCAAGAUUUUCCGAGUGCUGGCGUUGUGGUAAUACGGUUGGUGUUGGCAUUAUUUGUAACUUGUGCGAAGUUGCCAAAUAUUGCAGUGAAAAAUGCCAAAGAAAUGACAUAUUUCGACACGAGGCCGAAUGCAUUCCAGGGUCGAUCCUCAAGACAUGUACGACGUGUAGAAAAAGUGGUCGAGAUCUGAAAGCUUGCACUGGAUGCUAUCGAGCUUUUUAUUGUGAUGGAAACUGCCAGAGAAGGAACUGGGAAAGGCACAAGAUUGACUGUCGAGAAGAUAAGGAGGCGCUAGAAGCGACUACCCAACUUAUUUCCGCACAAUGUUAUAUGGUCUGA
This is a messenger RNA of Paramuricea clavata, 342 nucleotides long. The record is from the annotation of a GenBank genome assembly. Lineage: Eukaryota; Metazoa; Cnidaria; Anthozoa; Malacalcyonacea; Plexauridae.